Messenger RNA from Brassica napus (rape), 2556 nucleotides. RefSeq lists its product as uncharacterized. NCBI's taxonomy places the organism in Eukaryota, Viridiplantae, Streptophyta, Magnoliopsida, Brassicales, Brassicaceae. The transcript is spliced from 4 exons. The record is from RefSeq and is a predicted model, not a curated record. Bases 1 to 2556 code for a protein of 851 amino acids.
AUGGAUAAGUCGUGGAUUUGGCUUCCAAGGAAUAGCCACGAGUAUUCAGAAGGAGCAACUAAUUUUGUGAAUUCGUCCGCAAAAAGAUUGGGAAGUCUGUCUGAAAUGCUAUGCCCUUGUAGAGACUGCCGCAAUCUGAGCCAUCAGUCACUGGAUAAAAUUGUGGAGCAUUUGGUGAUUAGGGGUAUGGAUAAGAAGUAUAAGAGUUCUCGUUGGAGUAUUCAUGGAGAAAAAAGAGAUUCUGCAGAAGACAGUGUUCUUCAAUAUGAAACAGAGGCGUUUGAUUUGUUUAAGACAACAUUCUCCAUGGACGAAGGUGGUCCAAACCCGACAACUGACAACGAAGACGAUGAAGCACCAGAGGAAAUUGAGUUUAAGAAAAAGCUCAGAGACGCUCAAACGCCAUUAUACUCGGAUUGUCUCAAGCACACAAAGGUUUCAGCUAUCAUGGGACUUUACAGAUUCAAGGUUAAAAGUGGUGUGUCGGAGAACUACUUUGAUCAGCUGUUGGUUUUACUUGAGGAUUUGCUACCUGAAGACAAUGUUCUUCCCAAGAGUUUAGCUGCAAUCAAGAAAUUUCUGAAGAUCUUUGGGUUCGGCUACGACAGUAUUCAUGCUUGCAAGAAUGAUUGCAUAUUGUAUAGGAAGGAGUAUGAGAACCUAGAAAGCUGUCCAAGAUGCAAAGUUUCAAGAUGGGAAAUGGAUAAGCACAGUAAUGAGUUAAAGGUGGGGAUUCCGGCAAAGGUCCUUAGAUAUUUUCCAAUCAAGGACAGGUUUAGGAGGAUGUUUAGAUCACAAAGGAUGGCUGAAGAUCUGCGUUGGCACUAUACCAAUGCCACUGAAGAUGGUACAAUGCGGCACCCUGUUGAUUCUAUCUCUUGGGCACAAGUGAAUGCUAAAUGGCCAGACUUUGCUGCUGAUCCACGGAAUCUUCGACUUGGGAUUUCUACAGAUGGGAUGAACCCUUUCUCCAUGCAAAGCACCAAUCACAGCACAUGGCCAGUGUUGUUAGUGAACUAUAACACGCCUCCAACCAUGUGUAUGAAGGCUGAGAAUAUAAUGCUGACUUUGUUGAUCCCUGGUCCUACUGCUCCUGGUAACAACAUUGAUGUUUACCUAGCACCACUGAUAGACGAUCUAAAGGAUUUGUGGGCUGAGGGUAUUGAAGUGUAUGACUCAUUUGCGAAGGAGAACUUUAAUCUCAGAGCCUUGCUGCUUUGGAGUAUCAGUGACUAUCCAGCCUUAGGAACACUGUCUGGAUGUAAAGUAAAGGGGAAACAAGCCUGCAAUGUAUGUGGAAAGGAUACACCUGCAAGGUGGCUUAAGUUUAGCCGCAAGUUUGUCUACAUGAGUAACAGAAGGAGACUACCGCCUGGCCAUCGUUACAGAUAUAAAAAAGCUUGGUUUGACAACACUGUGGAGGAAGGGAAUGCUAAUAGGAUACAAACAGGCGCUGAGAUAUAUGAGACACUACAAGCUUUUACGAAUGAUUUUGGUAGACCUCUAGAGAAGGAAAAAAAAAGGAAAAGACUAGAGUUGGAAGAUGAUGAGAGGUUACAAGAAGAAGAGUGUGAAGAAUCAAAUGAACUAUGGCGGUGGAAGAAGAGAUCAAUAUUCUUUGAUCUACCUUACUGGAAGGAGUUGCCUGUUCGUCACAAUAUUGAUGUUAUGCACGUAGAAAAGAAUGUGUCCGAUGCUAUAUUGUCUCUGUUGAUGCAAAGUGCGAAGUCAAAAGAUGGGUUGAAAGCAAGAAAAGACUUAGAAGAUAUUGGAAUCAGAAAGCACUUGCACACAGAGGUGAGGGGAAAGAAAACAUACUUACCUCCUGCUGCCUACUGGUUAUCGAAGAGAGAGAAGACCAUUUUCUGCCAAAGGUUAGCUAAGUUUAGAGGCCCUGAUGGUUAUUGUGGUAAUAUUGCGAAUAGUGUUUCAGUUAACCCUCCAAAUAUUGGUAGUUUAAAGUCGCAUGAUCAUCAUGUCUUAGUACAGAACUUGUUACCAGCUGCAUUAAGAGGGUUGUUACAUAGGGGUCCUAGGAUAGCCAUAAAUAGAUUAUGCAGUUACUUCAACAGGUUGUGUCAGCGCAUCAUUGACCCAGAGAAACUUAUAUCCAUGGAGACAGAGUUUGUGGAGACAAUGUGUCAGCUGGAGCGCUUCUUCCCUCCAGCCCUUUUUGAUAUCAUGUUUCACCUUCCACUACAUUUAUCAAGAGAGGCACGGUUGGGAGGACCAGUUCACUUCCGAUGGAUGUAUCCCUUCGAAAGGUACAUGAAAACACUAAAGGCUUUUGUUAAGAAUUAUGCAAGGCCAGAAGCAUGUAUGGCUGAGGCGUAUUUAGCUGGAGAAUGUGUUGCAUUUUGUUUAGAGUUCCUUAAAGAAUCAGUACCAGUUCAAGAAGCAGUUAAUCGUAAUGAAGAUGUUGAGGCUGAUAGAAUGGUGGUUGAAGGCCGACCUCUGCAGAAGGGUAUAGAGGUUACCCUGUCAGAUAAAGAUAGAGACAUUGCACAUCGAUAUGUGCUAAUGAACAUGGCAUCUUUGGAUCCCUUUCUUGAGUAA